Molecule: messenger RNA, 3510 nt
Organism: Salvelinus sp. IW2-2015
Lineage: Eukaryota; Metazoa; Chordata; Actinopteri; Salmoniformes; Salmonidae
Product: disintegrin and metalloproteinase domain-containing protein 17
Biological process (GO): membrane protein ectodomain proteolysis; Notch signaling pathway
Cellular component (GO): plasma membrane
Molecular function (GO): metalloendopeptidase activity
Source: RefSeq, a predicted model, not a curated record
UACACCUGCUCUGCCUAGCCUGGUUAACGGUUCCUGUGUUGACUUGCAAUAAUGACACAGGUGGAGUAAGCUCUUUUAACGUCAUGAUGAAGUAUCUGGUACUUGUGGCCUUUUUGGCUCCUUGUUGGGUCAAUUGUGCGAUUAAAUCAAGGGCCACUGAGGAAGAAACACGGGAAAAUGACACAGAGUUCGAGGCUCUGAGCUCAUUGCUGUCCGACUUUGAGGUGCUGCCCGUGUCCGGCCUCCAGCAGCACUCACUCAGGAAGAGGGACAUCCACACAGAGUCCCAGCUGGAGCGCAUUGUCAGCUUCAGUGCCCUCAAGAGACAUUUUAAGCUUUACUUGACAACUAACACAGACUUGUUCACUGAGGACUUCAAAGCUGUGUUUGUAGAUAAGCAAGGGAAGGAAGACCGCUAUGAUGUUCAGCUGCAGAACUACUUUACUGGACAUCUUGUAGGCGAGGAGCACUCCCGUGUUCAGGCACACAUAGACGGGGACGAGUUCUCGGCCCACAUCCUGACAGAGGAGACAGAGUACAACGUAGAGCCCCUUUGGAGGUUCACCGAGGUGCCCCCCGAUGGCCGUCUGUUGGUAUAUCGCUCUGAGGACAUCCGGAACCUCAGUCGCCUGGCCUCGCCCAAGGUGUGUGGAUACAUCCACGCUGGGGCCCAGGACCUGCUACCAGAGGCCGCCAGAGGUGGAGAGGCACAGGAGAAUUCCCUCCACAGAGAGAAGAGAGUGACCCACAACCACAAGAAGAACACCUGUCCUCUAGCCCUGGUGGCCGACUACCGCUUCUUCAAACACAUGGGCCGCGGAGAGGAGAGCAUUACACUCAACUAUCUGAUUGAGUUGAUUGACAGAGUGGACGACAUGUACAGGAACACAACCUGGGAUGACGAGUUUACAGGAUACGGUGUUCAGAUCCAACAGAUCAUCAUCAACAAGGAGCCGACCAGAGCGCCGCUUGGCCAGGCUGGGCCGGACUGGACCCACUACAACAUGAAGGGAAGCCCUAUCCAAGGCAAGGAGGUGUGGGACGUCAAGAAACUGCUGGAACAAUUUAGCACGGACAUAGCGGACAAUGCUAGCACUGUGUGCCUGGCCCACCUGUUCACCUAUCAGGACUUUGACGAGGGGACACUGGGCUUGGCUUACGUGGCCCCUUCUAAAGCCCAGGCUCUGGGGGGCCUCUGCCCUGAACCUUUCUUUCCAUCUCCUUCUGUUAAGAACCCCAGUUUCCUCAACACUGGUUUAACCAGCACUAAGAAUUAUGGCAAAACCAUUCUAACCAAGGAAGCAGAUUUGGUGACAACCCAUGAGCUGGGCCACAACUUUGGAGCUGAGCACGACCCUGACAGCAUGCACUACUGCGCCCCUAGCGACGACCACGGGGGCAAGUUUGUCAUGUACCCCAUCGCUGUGAGCGGGGACCACUACAAUAACAAGCGUUUCUCCAACUGCAGUAAGAUCUCCAUAGGGAAGACGCUGCGCCUCAAGGCUCCCAUCUGCUUCAAGGAGAGGAACAGCAAGGUGUGUGGGAACUUGCGCGUUGAGGAAGGGGAGGAGUGCGACCCGGGCCUGCUGCACCUCAACGACGACCAGUGCUGCUCCACCGACUGCAAGUUCAGGCCCGAGUCCCAGUGCAGUGACAGGAACAGUCCAUGCUGUAAGAACUGCAAGUUUCAGCAGGCAGGCAAGCCGUGCCAGGAGCCAAUCAACGCCACCUGUAAGGGCAUGUCCCUCUGCACAGGUAACAACAGUGAGUGCCCAACCCCAGACAACGCUCCGGACAAUACCAUCUGUGUGGACAGUGGGAGGUGCAGCGACGGGGAGUGCAUGACCUUCUGUGAGGCUGUGCAGAACCUGCAGCCCUGUGCUUGUAAUGAGAUGGUCAACUCGUGUAAGGUCUGCUGCCGGGACAAACAUGGCACCUGCACUCCCUUCGUCAAAAAGGACCAGAACUUCCUGUACCUGCGCAAGGGGAAACCCUGCACCGUGGGCUUCUGUGACGAGGGCGGCAAAUGCAUGAAGCAAGUCCAGGAUGUGAUCGAGAGGUUGUGGGAUUUCAUCGACAAGCUGGACAUCAACACAUUCGGGAAGUUCCUGGCAGACAACAUCGUGGGCUCAGUGGUGGUGUUCUCUCUGAUCUUCUGGAUCCCUCUCAGUAUCCUAGUGCACUGUGUGGAUAAAAAUCUGGAGGAGGAGAACACCAAGUCCAGCAAAGCAGAGAUGCUGAGCAGCUUCGAGACAGCCUCUGUCGUCGUCAUCAAGCCACCUACGCCUCCAACCUCCUCCGGCACUCGGAUCCUUCCCCACUCCCUCCCUUCUCUACCCCCAACAGGCCCACCUGCUUCAGGCAGCAUCAGUGCCCCAGGCUUGGCUUCUGGCCCUGCCCCGGGAAGCGGGGUGGUCGUGGUGGGGGAGGGCCCGCGGAUGGCCACCAUCCAGGAGGAUUCCAGCUGCGAUUCUUACCUCGACCCGGAUGAAGACGACUUCCCUCCACCCGGAUGCUCCAACGCCACCAAGUCAUCUUACGAGGACCUGACGGCAGAGCACGCCGCGAUCGGACCGCCACGACAAGCCCCGCCUCGAAGCAAACCUGUGUGGUGAACAGUAAAGAGACCCAGUGCUGAGGGAACAUGUUUGUAUAUGUACUCACAUACACACACAGCCACGGGCAUGUACAUGCAAACACACGUGUACACACACACACACACACACAAUUUUACACGAGGGAACAUAGUCUGGAGUAGGUAGAUGCAUGCAUACAGACACACCGCAUAUAGAAGAGGCAUGCAUACAUGACUAAACUAUAGUACACACACACACUGUUAUAGUACACACAAACAUCCACUCAUAGAAGAGAAGGGACUGGAAUACUGGUUACAGAGCACUGGUUGGGGUUCAUAGAACAACACCGUUUCUAGUAGAGCUCUUAAAUAAAGCACUGUGGGAUUGGCUACAUCCUAGAUUUUAUAAGGUCAAUUUGGAAGACUCCCAUACAACCAAAACAGUAGGUGCUUAUGAGUAGUAGUGCUCUGAUGCAAGUGACUGCAGUUUAGAAUAGCCUAGAUACUGAAUGAUUUGUGUGUGUGUGUUGUGGGGAAGAAAUAAUUUGUGCCUUGUUAGUUUCAAGAGUCAAAGCUAAGUGCUUUAUUUGGCACCACUCAGUCCGAUACAGGCCAGACAGUCUUUGGAGGUGUUAUUUUGAAUGACUUGACUAACAGCUGUCCGAAUGGGUUGAUUGAUUGACAGCUGGGCCAGUUGAUUUACCACUGCAGCGACUUUACGGCUAUUGGUUAGGCAUGUGGGUGGGUUAGAGUGCCCGUGUUAAAAGGAAUCAUGCUACGGUCAAAUAACUGAAAUGUGUUAUUUUAAAUGUUUAAAGGCCCAGUGCAGUCAACAAUGUGAUAUUAAUGUGUUUUAUAUGUAUUUCCACACUGAGGUUGGAAUAAUACUUUGAAAAUGAUGAUAUCCUUUUUAGUGUAAGAGCUGUUUAAAAAGA